Molecule: messenger RNA, 687 nt
Organism: Parathielavia appendiculata
Lineage: Eukaryota; Fungi; Ascomycota; Sordariomycetes; Sordariales; Chaetomiaceae
Product: EF-hand
Exons: 6
Coding region: 112-576 (154 amino acids)
Biological process (GO): spindle pole body organization
Cellular component (GO): central plaque of spindle pole body
Molecular function (GO): calcium ion binding; enzyme regulator activity
Source: RefSeq, a predicted model, not a curated record
CUGUUUGCAUAUUUGUUUUUUGCAGAAUCUAUACACACGCCAUUGAACGACAAUUGACCUGAGGUUCACUCCACGGACUGCUCGACACAACCGGACCACUUAAGAACAACCAUGGCACCCAAGGACUUCAAACCACCGCACAAGCUGCCAGCGGAUCAAGUCGCGCAAUACAAGGAGGUUUUCGAGAUUUUUGACAAGGAUGGAACUGGCGAUAUCACGGCUGCCGAACUCGGCCAGGUCAUGCGUGAGCUCGGCCUGAACCCCAGCGAAGCAGAGCUGCGUGAUCUUGUCAACGAAGCCGACCUCAACAACGACGGUGUCAUCUCUUUUGAUGAAUUCCUUGCCCUCAUGUCUCAAACGGUCAAAGAGCUGGAUACGGAGCAGGAACUUCUCAACGCAUUCAAAGUCUUUGACAAGGACGGAAGUGGCACCAUCUCCAGCGACGAGCUGCGUAACGUGCUAAAGUCCCUGGGCGAGAACCUGACCGAUGCCGAGCUCGACGAAAUGAUCAAGCUGGCCGACCGCAAUGGCGACGGCACCAUUGACUACCACGAGUUCGCCAACAUCAUGAAAUGACGUGGUGCUUGCUCUCAUAUUGUGGAAAUAUUGGGUUUUACAAGCGUCAGAAAGCGAGAAUACCCUAGGUUCCGGGAUUUGGAUCCCCCAGUUCUAGCGUUCCUUUAAGCC